Molecule: messenger RNA, 1972 nt
Organism: Penaeus monodon (black tiger shrimp)
Lineage: Eukaryota; Metazoa; Arthropoda; Malacostraca; Decapoda; Penaeidae
Product: M protein, serotype 2.2-like
Exons: 5
Coding region: 278-1531 (417 amino acids)
Source: RefSeq, a predicted model, not a curated record
UUAAGCAGUUAGAAUGUGACUUACAGGCCAGUCAAAAGAACUUUGAAGAUGUGGCUGAUGAAAAAACAGGUGGAAGCAGGAUAUCCCGCUUUUUGAAGAAUGUGGGGGGUCUGAAGCAAAAACUUAAAAAAACAGAAUUCCUCAUGGAUGAGAAGAAGGAAAAAUAUGAAGAGGAACUCUCCCAGCUCUCAACACGCCUCAAUACUUUAAUGAACAGCUCCUCCAUAACCACACCUGGCUUGACCUACGGGAAGAAAAGAAAACGGGGAAAAAUGACAUGGAAGAGCAGAGAAACCAGUAUAUCUUGCUAUGCACAGAACGGGAGGAAAAGAUCAAGGAGCUGGAGAAAACCCUGGAAGAUCUGAGACGCUCACAGGGAGUUAUCUCGAAUGUUGAGGCAUUCCAGCGUGAACUGGCAUGGAUGAAAGAAAAGAUGGAGGCUGCAGAAAAAGAGCGUGAUUUGCUAAAUUCAAACUUUGAUAGCUUGGAGAAGGAUUAUGAACAACUGCAAAAAGAAAAUGAGGAACUCCAGGCAAGCUGUGAAAGUGGAUCCUUCACAGAGACUGCUGAAGUCCACCAACUGAAAAAGAAAAUUGAACAAUUAUCAAAUGAAAAUGCAUCUUUAAAGAAUGACUCUGGGGUGAUGUCAAAGAACUCCUCUGCAAGUGGUGACCAUCUUCGGCCUUUUUGGGGGGUUAUUGAACGUGAGAAUAAUGAACUGAGGUUUAGACUUCGUGCUCUCAAUGCUCCAGCUGAAAAGGAGGUUCAGAACUUGAGGGAGGAGCUUGCUUUUGCAAAUCAGAAGUAUAUCAAUAAUGUUUCUGUCAAUGAUCUGCAGGAAGUGCAGGUCUUGGGUCUGAAGAACAUGGUUUAUCAUUUGGAGAAGGAUAAAAAACAACUACAGAAUGAGUGCAAGAUCAUGGAACAGCAUGUGGAUCAUUACAAGAAAAAGGCUCAGGAGUGGAAAGACACAGCCACAAAAGAAAAGAAACUGGGGGAGAAGAUGACAAAGGAACUGGAAAGCAAGCGAACGGAGAUAAAGCAAUACCAGACAGCAAUUGAGGAGAGUCGUAGCAUCAGCGAAAGGCAGAAGUUUGAACUUGGUCAGCACAGGGAAACAAUUGCCAAGCUAGAGAAGGAAAAGCAAGAGCAUUUGCAGAAGAUGCAUGCUGAUUCCACUGCAGUCACAAGCAGCAUAAGGAGGCAGACUAUAUUAGGACCAAUGAAGGAAGUGACUUCAGACUUCUGUAAAGGUGCAACCAAUUACGAAGAAGGAAAGAGCAGGAGUACUUCUGUGGCUCCCAAUUCUACAGGAAGCCAGCUACAUCUAGGAACUCACAAUGCUUCGCUGCCCAGUCAGACAAGAAUUGAGCGCCUCCCGGGUGCUAAAAUUCCAUCUGCUGAAGCUCAGAAAACUGAUGGCAAGGUUCCAAUGUGGCAGAGUUUAAACAAAGAAAAUAAGGAUUACUCUAAAUACUAUCUCCCAUCUUCCACAAAAAAGAAACAAGAUGAGGAAUGUAAAACACAGUGAUUUCCUACAUGUUUAAUUACUAAAGUAAGAGGGCUUCUUAAAAUUUCAUACGGAGGAUUAUGUGAUUUUGUUAGGAGUAUGUUUAUAUUAGUUUCUUUAAUCUAAUACAGUUAUCAGCUUGUUCUAUCACUUGCUAGAGGGAAUCCAUUCUUCUUUAUAAAAUUUGUCUAAGAUUAAGAAAAAGUGAAUCGGUAACAUAGUACUGGUCAUCAUCUAGAAUUAAUUUACAAUUUUUUUUAAAGACUGAUAUUUUCUAAGAGAACAUGACAUAUUUUAAGUUUGCUCAUUACUUUGAUUAAACUUUUAUUUCCUCCAAUACACUGGACUUUUUAAAAUUCAGAUUUAUCUCUUAUUCAUUCUUGUACUUCCUGUACCUCUUUGUACAUACACUUUGUUUUAUAUUAAAAAUGUAAAUAUUUUAAAAUAAAAAUCUGCUACUGA